GCUCAUUUGAAAUCCCCGAGCUGACCACGUCGUCUUCCUCCCGUGCUCAAAGCCCAACGCGGUCUGGAGCACUGUUUCUGCCGGGCCUUCAUGCAGUAGUUGUGUUUUUGCUUGGUUGCAACAAACUUAUGGAACAAGAGCGAGGAUCCGAUUGCUAGACCCUCCACAGCUCCACGAGCCAGCCACCUGCCGCGCCGGGGCCCGCGCCAGCUUGCACCACAACUCCAAGCUUGCAGGCUCGCGAGCCUGGCUCACGCCCUCGACAUCUUCUGCUGCCGACACAGCGAGUGUAGCUGAGCUACACACGACAGAGCCUACCAUGGCGCGCUUUCCCAGAUUCAGAUUCCUGGCCCUGGCCGUCAUCUUCCACCUGAUUUAUAUAUACUCCAUAUUCGACAUCUACUUUGUCAGCCCCGUCGUUUCCGGCAUGCGCCUGUUCGCUCUCGAGCGUCCUGCACCCAGCAAGGCGCCCGCGGAUCGAUUGGUCCUCUUUGUCGGUGACGGUCUACGCGCCGACAAGGCCUUGCAGUCGCAUCCUGAGCCCUAUCCUGAGUCCGACGCCGACCUCGAGCCACGGCCUCUGGCGCCGUUUCUGAGGUCGCGCAUCCUGGAACAUGGAACCUUUGGCGUUUCCCACACCCGCGUUCCCACCGAGUCAAGGCCCGGACACGUGGCGCUUAUUGCCGGCCUGUACGAGGAUGUCUCGGCCGUAACCACCGGCUGGAAGUUGAAUCCGGUCGACUUUGACAGCGUCUUCAACCGCAGUCAGCACACCUGGAGCUGGGGAAGCCCGGACAUCCUACCAAUGUUCGAGCAUGGUGCUGUCCCAGGGCGGGUCGAUGCCUACACAUACGGUGCCGAGGCCGAGGACUACUCACAGGAUGCACUCCAUCUCGAUCUCUGGGUGUUCGACCGGGUCAAGGCACUCUUCGAAGAGGCAGCCCAGAAUAAGACCCUGAAGGCCGCCCUCAAAGAGGAGAAGAUAGUUUUCUUCCUACAUCUGCUCGGCCUAGACAUGACAGGCCAUUCCUACCGGCCAUACUCCAAGGAGUACCUGCACAACAUAAAGGUCGUCGACCAGGGGGUCAGGGAGAUCACCGAGGUGAUGGAAAAGUUCUACAAUGAUGACAGGACUGCGUAUGUGUUCACUGCGGACCAUGGCAUGAGUGACUGGGGUAGCCAUGGAGACGGCCAUCCCAAUAAUACACGAACGCCCCUGAUCGCAUGGGGUUCUGGAGUCGCCAAGCCCGAGAUCCACCCUGGAGCUGUUGCGCCGGGCCACGACGAAUACUCGUCCGACUGGGACCUCGACGAGAUCAGAAGACAUGAUGUCUCCCAAGCGGACGUUGCCGCGCUGAUGGCAUAUCUCGCCGGGGUCCCGUACCCUGCAAACUCGGUUGGAGAAUUACCGCUACCAUACCUUGCCGCAGACAUCAGUGAGAAAGCCGAGGCACUCUUGGUCAACGCGCAGGGCAUCCUUGAGAUGUACAGGGUCAAAGAGGAGAAGAAAAAGUCCUCCCAGCUGAGGUAUCGGCCUUACCAGGCCCUCGGAGGUCUAGGCCACACGUCCGAUGAACGUGUUGCCGCCAUUCAGGAUCUCAUAAAGGAUGGAAAGUACGAGGAAGCGAUCGAGGAAACCGAGGCCCUGAUACAGUUUGGGCUACAGGGCCUAAGGUACCUCCAAACCUACGACUGGCUCUUCUUGCGAGCUCUGAUUACCAUUGGAUACAUUGGAUGGAUGGUAUAUGCACUUGCCACUGUCGUCAACCUCCAUGUCCUCCACGGAGAAGUCGAGCCUUCAAGGAACACCGUCUCUACGGCCAUAUCCUCGUCAGUCUAUGUACUGAUGGCUGCGUCCUUCAUUGCAUCCAAGUCGCCGAUCACUUACUAUGCGUACGCCCUCUUCCCCGUGUUCUUCUGGGAAGAAGCCUACGCUCGCCGCGAAAGUCUCACCCGAGGAGCUAAGAUUAUCUUUGGGAAUACGCGACCAGUAUCUCUUGUCCUCGGAGGUGUGACUUAUGUUGCCAUCAUCCUCUCGUUGGCUGUGGGCUACAUACAUCGCGAGGUUUUGACCGUGCUUUUUGUUGUUGCAGCCUUCUGGCCACUUGCAUCCGGCCUCUCAUUUGUACAGAGUCGCCUGUCGCUUUCGCUGAUCUGGUGCGUGUCAUGCCUCUCGAUGAGCAGCUUCACGCUCCUUCCUCCGGCCAUGAAACAGGAGAACCUCAAUACCAUAGUCUUGGGCGGUGUGCUCAUGAUUGCAAUCGGUCUUCUAUAUCUUGCAUUCGAAGAAAGGGUGCUGUCGGAUUUCUCAACAGCAGUGCCAAAAACAAAGCAACCGAGAAAGGAAGUCUCGCGGGCUCUUAUUGGUGUCCAAGUGGGCUUGAUUGCCUUAGCUGUGGUCGUUACUCGAUCGAGUGUGCUCUCUCUGCAGGCAAAGCAGGGGCUGCCCCGUGGCAACCAAGUCGUCGGCUGGCUUGUUCUUAUCACCUCGCUGAUGAUGCCUUUGGCGUACCGGUUCGAGUCGAACAACAAUUACCUGCAUCGACUCGUAGUCGUUUUCCUUACCUGCGCGCCGACCUUUGUAAUUCUCACGAUCUCCUAUGAGGGCCUGUUCUACGUCGCAUUCUGGGUCACUCUUCUGACCUGGGUGAGGCUCGAGUAUGAGGUCUACACCCAUUCGAUUACCCGAGUCGAGGUCGCGGUUGACAGCAAAUCAAGCGAUGUCUCAAAGGAGACGAAGCAAGUGCCAGACAGGUUGCCAAAUCCCUACCGUCCGCUGUCACUUUCUGACGCCCGAGUCGCCCUGUUCUUUUUUGUCUUCCUGCAAUCCGCCUUCUUCUCCACCGGCAACGUCGCCUCUAUAUCGUCAUUCAGCCUCGAAAGUGUGACGAGACUCAUUCCCAUCUUCGAACCGUUCUCACAAGGCGUACUGUUGAUCUCGAAACUUAUGAUACCCUUUGCUUUGGUAUCUGCUAAUCUCGGCAUACUGAACAAGAGGAUUGGGGUUGCACCUUCAGCGCUAUUUAUGGUGGUGAUGGCUAUAAGUGAUAUAUUGACCUUGUACUUCUUCUGGGUGGUCAAGGACGAAGGCUCGUGGUUGGAGAUCGGAAGCACAAUCUCCCACUUCGUCAUCGCCAGUUUGUUGAGCGUGUUUGUGGCAGCAUUAGAGGGAGUGUCGGCGUGGUUCAUCCGUGGUGUCGAGAUGGAUGUUCCCGGAGUGUCGGGCUCUACAGCCACGAACGGCACGGCUGCUUCGGGCAAUAAGACGCGGGCGAACGGGACGGGGACCGUGGCGGCAGCUGGAAAACCGUUCCAGGGGUAACAGAGAAGCCAUGAUAUUCUUUCAAGCACCAUGCUCGCCGGGCUGACUAGCUCAUCGGGCUGCUCCGGAAUGGGCCUGCGUGCCUGAUCUCUUGUGGAAUAUAAAGGGCGAGGAGCACGACUCGGUCUCUGAGUUAUCACAGUCCAGGCCAGCGUCCCCGCAGCGCUCUUCAAGCGUUCGCCGCGACAACAUGGUCGUUGAGAUGUGGAAACCAAAGGCCAGCGCAUUUGCAGACUCCCGAAGCUACGAGUCCGAAUCGCUCCACAGCUGCGGCCAAAAAAGAACGGAUCCUGUCCGGCGAUUGAGCUCAUCUUGAAGAAAGGGGCCGGCCGUCUGGGUAAAUACAAUACCGUCCAUAAGCCACCCACCAGGGCGUGGCAUGGGACCGGACAAGUAUUUUGUCCGAGGAUUCCUUAUGUAGCGCAAAAUCCUGAGGAUGUCCCCCCUGGUAACAUGGUGUUCUUAACGUCGCGGCGCCCAAGACCCGCACCGCCUGUAACUAAUCGGCAGCACAAAUACGAGGACAUCACGCCAGUCAACGACAGCGGGCACCACCCUCAAUCUCCCGGUGUUACCCUGGCGGGCAAGGUAUGCAUCUGAAAUAGUAGGCGGGCGCGGCGCCGUGCCUCGACUUGGGGUGGGGAAUAAUUCAAUAUUGAACUUGGAGCACCUGCGACAGACGCUUGCCCCUGAUACCGUUAUACCGUGAUACCGCUGUCUCGGAAAAACGAGAGUUGGCCCCCCCCCUGCAAAAUGCCCCCUAUUCCUCGGCUAAACCAAAACUUUACUAGCAGGGUGGAAAAC
This is a messenger RNA of Diaporthe batatas, 4126 nucleotides long. Its product is annotated as mannose-ethanolamine phosphotransferase MCD4. The transcript is spliced from 3 exons. NCBI's taxonomy places the organism in Eukaryota, Fungi, Ascomycota, Sordariomycetes, Diaporthales, Diaporthaceae. The record is from RefSeq and is a predicted model, not a curated record. Gene Ontology annotation, molecular function: mannose-ethanolamine phosphotransferase activity. Gene Ontology annotation, biological process: GPI anchor biosynthetic process. Gene Ontology annotation, cellular component: endoplasmic reticulum membrane. Bases 320 to 3322 code for a protein of 1000 amino acids.